AAGAACUUCGUUUAAACAGUUCACACAGAAGCUUUCGACGGAUCAGUUGUUUUGAAUUUAAAUAAGUAUUCGGUGGUUGGAAUUAAUUGGAACUAAAAAAAAAUAAAAGAGAUAUUCAAAAUAGAAAAAUGAUGCGAAUAGUUUGUGUGACAUUGUUGUUGGCUGUUUGUGUGGUGGGUGCUGAGAAAUAUUUGCUCGAAAAACCUGACUUCUUGGAGCCAUGUAGUGUCAGUGGCAACAGUUUUGCCAGUUGUCUCUCCAAAAAUGUUGGAAAUAUUCUCAAGGAAUGGAAAAAUGGCGUUCCCGGCCUGCGUACAGUCAAUGCCAUAGAUCCCUUGGAAAUUCAACGCAUCCUUGUCGAUGGUGACCCACUGAGUCCGAUUGGCAUUCAUUUGGAAUUGACAAAUGUUACAAUGGAGGGCAUCAGCGAUGCCCAGUGUACAGAGGCUAGUUUCAAGCCGAAACCCUUGAGCAUAUUGGCCAAAUGUGUGGUACCAAAGCUAGUUUUAAGUGGAGAUUAUAAUAUUACGGGGCAUUUAUUGGAAUAUCCCUUGGAUGGCAUGGGAAAGGCUUCGCUAACUGUGGAACAAUCUCGCGUCGACAUCACCGUUCGCCUGUUGGCUCGCGAAGAGCGUAAUCUUCUCUUUACCGAUGUGGAGCGUCUGCACUUGAACCUACGUGAUAUCAGUGGACUACGACUUCAGCUGGAUAAUCGAGCUGCGGAGGCAAAGGCAAAUGAGAUUCUGAAUCAAAAUGAACCGGGCAUUUUUGACAUAUUGCGACCAAGUUUAAAUGGAGCCUUUGGCCGAAUAAUGCAAGAUUAUUGGACGAAAAUUUUGGCCUAUGUACCGGCAUCGUAUUUGUUUGAAGACUUGCCAGUUGGAGGCAGAAGAUAUAAAUAGACUAGGGAA
Musca domestica (house fly) is the source of this 911-nucleotide messenger RNA. RefSeq lists its product as uncharacterized. The record is from RefSeq and is a predicted model, not a curated record. NCBI's taxonomy places the organism in Eukaryota, Metazoa, Arthropoda, Insecta, Diptera, Muscidae. The transcript is spliced from 5 exons. The coding region runs from base 129 to 902 and encodes 257 amino acids.